Epithele typhae is the source of this 2505-nucleotide messenger RNA. RefSeq lists its product as uncharacterized. The record is from RefSeq and is a predicted model, not a curated record. The transcript is spliced from 4 exons. NCBI's taxonomy places the organism in Eukaryota, Fungi, Basidiomycota, Agaricomycetes, Polyporales, Epitheliaceae. Bases 1 to 2505 code for a protein of 834 amino acids.
AUGAACCUCAUGGCCUCCCCCGACCUCCGUGCCGACGACGACCACCUCAGGCAUCUCCUCGACCAGCGUGCUGCCCGCGCUGACCUCCACGGUCGUUUCCCCUCCCUCUCCGAGUUCUCAGACUCGCCCUCUGUCUAUAGCCACCCCCACUUCUCCCCACGGCCGCCAGACAGGCCUUUCCUCCACGGCCACCCCUCCACCUUCCGCUUCCCCCAAGGCUACUCGCCUUCCCUCGAUGACCGCGAACCCCGCUCGCCCAUCACCGACCGCGAGCGUCUGAACAUUCCCAACGCGAGCAGCCUCGACCUCGAAGACGAUCCCCGCUCUUCUUCAGAGUACCAGAGCUUCCGCGAUGACGAGCCCGAUUCCCCAGACGAGUUCGACGAGCCUCCCCAGGUCAGCAUGUAUGGUCCCAAAAUGCGCUUCCACUCCCCCGCUCCCUGGGAAGAGGACGGGGCCGAGCAGAGGUCCUUCCCCGACGACCUCCCCAAGCGUUCCAAGAAGAAGAGCGAGCCCAGCAUCGCCAAGAAGGCCUGGGGGCUCUCUCGCUCCAGCGGCGACACGCGCCCGAGCACCGACUCCGUUCGCUCCGGGAAGGGCAAGCAGUCUUUCGACGCCCAGUCCAACUUCUCUGCCAGUGGUGCUCUCGCUGCUCUCGCUCAGGCCUCCAUGUCCACCACUUCUCUAGCCGUCCACCAGUCUCCCCAGUCUCUGCGGGACAAGCUGUCGCUCCCUCGACUCCGCACCCGCUCGCCCUCCAACGUCGGCCCGCUCGAUGCUGUCUCUCCGUCGAACGCGUCCCCUAUCACUCGGAUCGGGACUCCGCCCCAUGGUGGUGACGACUAUGAAGAUGAUCGCUCGGUCCUCGGCCUCUCGUCCGCCCGCGCUGGCACCCCUCAGCAGGAAUAUACACACCCCUAUGCGAAUCCAGAUCUCGUUAGGGCCCAAGACUUUAGUCACCCUCCAUCUCCCAGUCAGAUGUCGUUCGUCGGCGCACGGGGCCCACCCUCCACCACGAUGCUUACAGAGACCACCCUAAGUAGUAGUCUUUCCCAGUUUCGCUCCACCACCACCCUCGCCAUGACCCCUGGAACGUCCACGACAUCCAUGAACCCAAGUCUCAACGACUCCUUCUCAUCCAGCCGACUGGGUUCCAAGGGCAUCGGCGGCAUCUCGUCACCCAUCCCCGUAGAUAAGGCGUCGCUUCAUCCAGACGUUCUAGGCAAGCUCAACGGUUUCCAAGCGUCACCUAUCUCUGCCGCCGUCAGCCCCAUAGCCCCACGGCACCGCGACACCUCAAUGUCAGCCGUAACCAUGGGUGGUCUGUCGACAUGGGCUGAAAACCCAGCUGGUGGUGCGUUGAAGUUGAUUUCCCUGGAGGAGGCGCAGGCGCAGGCUCGCGUUCGCAGUGUAACUGCCCACCCGACGGUCUCCAGUCCGUACGCAUUAUCCAACAAGUCCCCCUUCCCGGAGGUAGAUGCGGAUGCGCAGCACGCUCAGGGACGAGCCAGGUCCAGUAGUGCAGGCGGGAAAGGCAGGAACACCUUCGACUCGCCGCAGCGUUUUGUUCCUCCCGUCCCGCUCCCCGGAGACUCCCCCGUAAGCGGUCCAUCAAAGCAGGUCGUGAGGAAGAAGAGUGGGUUCAUGCGGCUGUUCAAUAAUGGGAAGGACCGCACGUCGCCUAGUUCGCCACCACCACCCGUCCCAUCAUUCACCAACGACGCGUUCGCAGCCCAGCCGCCGUCACAGCCACCAGUAACGUUCGCGCACCGCGUUCCUGUGCCUGUGCUGUCUCCUAGUCUUUUGGGUGAACCGGGUGGACGCGACAGUUCAUCCCCAGGCGACUCGCCGCCCUCGACUGAUUCGUCGAGCCAUACGUCGAGCGCAGCGUGGCGCGACCAGCAGCAGCUGAGCUACAGGCGCAAGGUCCCCGAGCUCUCAAUCGUCACCGCUCCGUCCUCCGCCUCGACGUUGGCUCCCAAAGCUCCCUUCACUGCUCCCCUCUCAGCAAAUUCGAGCGAUGCGUCACACCACCACCUCACCCCCACGACUUCCGCUUCUCACUUAGAGCUGCGACCAGCUGGUUCGUCUCCCAGUAGUGCUCCGCCGACGAAGACGGACUUCGUGGGGCUCAGCAUCCGUCCCAUGUCUACUCUAUUCACACGGGAGCUGAAGGAGCUAGCCGCGACCGAGCGGCCAUCGCUUGAAGGCUACGGUUCUGCGACCUCAAACGACGAGAAGCAGCCCCCGCUGUCCUUCGCACACGAUGGGAGCGACCAGUCGAUCAUCCACGCGCUGCAGGAACAGAUCCUUUCGACGCGUCGCGCAUGGCAGCGUCAGAUAUGGGAGCUCGAGGGCCAGGUGCGCGACCUCAAGGCCGAGGUAGAGGAGCUUCGUUCACAAGAGGCGAAAGGCGACUACUGCGCAUCAUGCGGUCGCGGGUCUCUCGCCCUGUCUUCAGCGGGGUCGGACGACGCGGGCAGCGGUCGCCGCAGGAGGAUGUGA